UUUUUGGGCUCUUCUGUGUCUCCGGCCAGGGUGGUCGCCAUGGAAGAAAGCAGCCUGGGCGCCUUGCAGCAGAGGGCGACGGAACUGGAGCACAUGGCCGAGAUCCUGCUUACGGGAGAGCAGUUACGGCUCAGACUUCAUGAAGAAAAGAUCAUUAAAGAUCGUAGGCAUCACUUGAAAACCUAUCCUAACUGCUUUGUUGCCAAAGAACUGAUUGAUUGGCUGAUAGAUCACAAGGAGGCCUCGGAUAGGGAGACCGCAAUUAAGCUCAUGCAAAAAUUACUGGACCGCAGCGUUAUCCACCACGUUUGCGAUGAGCAUAAGGAGUUCAAAGAUCUCAAACUUUUCUACCGCUUUAGGAAAGAUGAUGGAACCUUCCCCCUGGACAACGAAGUGAAAGCCUUCCUGAGAGGACAGAGGAUCUACGAAAAGCUAAUGAAUACUGAAAAUGCACUUUUACAAGCUAGAGAAGAGGAAGGAAUAAAAUAUGAACGUACUUUCAUGGCGUCUCAGUUGAUUGAUUGGUUGAUCCAGGAAGGAGAGGCCACCACAAGGUCUGAGGCUGAACAACUUGGGCGUCGGCUGCUGGAACAUGGAAUCAUGCAGCAUGUAUCCAACAAACACCAUUUUGUAGACAGCAAUUUGCUGUACCAGUUCCGAAUGAAUUUCCGCCGCAGAAGGAGGUUGAUGGAGCUGCUCACUGAAAAGUCUCGCUUGAUACCAGAGAGUCAUGACAGCCCAUUUUGCCUACGCAAGCAAAAUCAUGACAACAAAAAACAUACCAGUUUCCUCUCAGUGAGCCCCACCAAGGAGAUAAAAAUCAUCUCGGCGGUCAGACGGAGUAGCAUGAGCAGCUGUGGGAGCAGUGGAUACUUUAGCAGCAGUCCGACACUCAGCAGCAGCCCCCCAGUACUGAGUAACCCCAAAUCGGUAUUAAAGAGACCGGUGACUCCUGAGGAACUUCUAAUGCCUGGAGCUCCCUAUGCCAGAAAAACCUUCACAAUUGUAGGUGAUGCUGUUGGAUGGGGAUUUGUGGUGCGUGGGAAUAAACCUUGCCACGUCCAAGCCGUAGAUCCCAGUGGACCUGCAGCAGCAGCAGGAAUGAAGGUCUGCCAGUUUGUGGUUUCAGUGAAUGGACUCAAUGUUCUCCACGCAGACUACAGGACAGUGAGCAAUCUCAUCCUGACGGGUCCUCGAACCAUAAUUAUGGAAGUGAUGGAAGAAAUAGAGCCCUGAGAAGGACACUCGAGAGGCUGGUCCCACCAUGCUCAGCCGCUGUGCAAACGGGAUCAAGAUUAUACAAGGGGAUACAAACAGCCCUUGUCUACAAAUGUGAUUUUGCCUUCUUAGUAGUUAUCUGCCCCAUCUUUAGCAAUCAUUAAUAUUUUGGUGGAUGUUCUGAAAGAUGGAAUCUGCAUUUAACUGAACCUGAAGAACAAACCAAGCUAUCGGUCAGCUGUAUUUCAGCGACACGGCAAGCUCAGGUGGUUUGCAUCACUGGGAGAUGUGACCCAAACACUAGUGUCCACACUUAUGUCAGGAAUCAUGUUCGUGCAGGUUCACCAAUGCCAUGUUGCUCCUCUUUUGGCUCCUCUUUGGAAUCAUAAUUUUAUUCCACACUACUAUGGAUUUGCAGUGGAGCCAUAAGGCUUCUGUUCUGCUACGUGGCAGCGCUUCAAUCCAAAUGUACAGAAGUUUUAAAAGCAGGGCGGUUUAUGUUAACCAAACUUGGUACCGAGACUAGCCCAGUCCUGCAACCCAAAUAAGGGCUCAUCCAAAUGGAACGUUUGUUGUAUUUUGUUCACUAAUGAGAACAGUAUAUUUCCCAGUGUCCAGACACACAAGGCUUAAAGCAGACCCAACUGUGAUGAAUUGCAAAAACAACCACAAAAAAACAUCCAUGCUUUUAAAAACCACUUCUAGGAGUUGUGGGUGGUGAUGGUCACAUUGGACUGGUGGCAGAGUUUAAGCAACAAGAGCUUCUCCAGCUGGAAGUUUUCAUUUUAGUGUUAUUCCAUUUAAGGAAACCACAAAAAUCCAGCAGGUUUUUGAACACAGAUGAUUUCCGACAUGGAUUAGCAUCAGAUAUCUGCUGCCAUUGGGGCUUUUCAAUUGAAUCUACUAAAGCAAAACAAAGCAAGGACAUGGGAUCCAGCAGACAAGGUCAUUCUGAAGUUUCUCCCCCCCCCCCUUGUAAACAGCUUGGUCAAUGUUCUUCAAGAUUUUAGGAAAGGUUUUGAUCCAUUUCUUACAGAGAAUCUGAUUACUUUAAGAGAGAAAGCAAAACAUGCUGCUUAUAUAUCACCCCGUAGUGCUUAAAGCACUGUCUUGACUGUUUACAAUUUAAUUAUACAGGCAAUACAUUGCAAGCUGGGUACUCGGUUUACUGACUUCAGAAAAAUGGAAGGCUUCGUAAGCCUCAAGCCAAUUACACGGGAUUGAACCCAGGUUAUGAGCAGAGUUUGGCUGCAAUACUGCAGUUUAACCACUGCACCACAAGGCUGCUAAGGGGAAUAGAAGAAAAAGGGGUAGCAUAGAACUAAAUCCAGGUAAGAUUUAUGCUUAAAUGGAACCAACUGCAAUGUGGAAAAGUACAGAUGCUCUGUCUGGAUGAGCCCUAAGAUAAUCAAAUUAAAGAAGUGUACAUCUUAA
Pogona vitticeps (central bearded dragon) is the source of this 2652-nucleotide messenger RNA. The record is from RefSeq and is a predicted model, not a curated record. Lineage: Eukaryota; Metazoa; Chordata; Lepidosauria; Squamata; Agamidae.